AUGCUCGCUCUCGCUGCUGUGGCAGAGGAGGCGGCGCCUGCCGAGCUCCAGAUCGACCGCACUUACGUUCCGGACAAUUGCAAGGUCACAGCACAGAAUGGCGACAGGCUGCAGGUGCAUUACACUGGAAAGCUGUGGACGAACGGUAACAAAUUCGACUCGAGCUUGGACCGCGGCCAGCCUCUGCCUGUUACUCUCGGUGCCCGCCAAGUCAUUACCGGCUGGGAAGAGGGUCUCCAGGGUAUGUGCCAGGGUGAGAAGCGUACCCUCACCAUUCCUUCCACCAAGGCCUAUGGUUCACGUGGAUUCGGCAAUGUCAUUCCUCCCAACUCGGCGCUCGUCUUUGACGUCGAGCUCGUUAAGCUCGACGCUCAGAGCCCUCGCGAGGAGCUCUAA
Molecule: messenger RNA, 396 nt
Organism: Dichomitus squalens LYAD-421 SS1
Lineage: Eukaryota; Fungi; Basidiomycota; Agaricomycetes; Polyporales; Polyporaceae
Exons: 5
Coding region: 1-396 (131 amino acids)
Biological process (GO): protein peptidyl-prolyl isomerization
Molecular function (GO): peptidyl-prolyl cis-trans isomerase activity
Source: RefSeq, a predicted model, not a curated record